Molecule: messenger RNA, 2424 nt
Organism: Schistosoma spindalis
Lineage: Eukaryota; Metazoa; Platyhelminthes; Trematoda; Strigeidida; Schistosomatidae
Source: the annotation of a GenBank genome assembly
AUGAUUUAUCCUAAUUUAUCCCUAAUCUUAUUGAUCUUUAUUCUAUUAUAUACAAUAUAUGGUAAACAAGAACAUAAUCAAUAUAUAAAUCUAAAUAAAACAAAUUCAAUUCCUGAUAAUCAUACUAAUACUAAUCAUAAUGAACCUAUUGAAAGUGAAAUUGUUGUAGUUAAAUGGGAAUUUCAUGAAUUUGAAAUUCAUAUUGCUGUUAUGGUAUUUCUAUUAAUAAUGAUAUUAAUUAAAAUGGCCUAUCAUCGUAUACCAUAUAUAUCAAUUUAUAUACCAGAAUCAUUUGUAUUAAUUAUUAUUGGUAUUAUAUUUGGUGCUAUUGUACGUUAUGGUAUUGAUCAAGGUAUUAAUAAUAAAACUGUAUGGAAAUUAACACCAGUAUUAUUUUUUACAUAUUUAUUACCUCCAAUUGUAUUAGAAUCAGCAUAUAGUUUAUAUAAUAGAACAUUUAGUGAAUAUUUAAGUGUUGUAUUAAUAUUUGCUGUGAUUGGUACUAUAUUAAAUUUUUUAAUUAUUGGUUUUGUUAUGUAUGGUAUAUAUAAAAUUGGUGGUUUCGGACAACCACAAUUAGAUAUGGAUAUUAAAGCAUUUUUAUUAUUUAGUUCAUUAAUUGUUGCUGUGGAUCCUGUUGCUGUGUUAGCUAUUUUUCAAGAUAUUGGUGUUGAAUUAGGUUUAUAUUAUAUUGUAUUUGGUGAAUCAUUAUUAAAUGAUGCUGUUACUGUUGUAUUAUAUGAUAUAAUGGAUGCAUUUACUGGUAAAGAUAUUGUAACUGGUAAAGAGAUUGGUAUUGGUAUUGCAUCAUUUUUUACUGUAAGUUUUGGUGGUUUAUUAAUUGGUUUAUUAUUUGGUAUUAUAACAUGUUUAAUAACACGUAUUAAAAGUCGGUUAAAUGCUUUUAGUUUAUUAUUAUUAGCAUAUUUUUCAUAUAUUAUGGCUGAUUGUGUUGGUUGGUCUGGGAUUAUAUCAAUGAUUGGUUGUGGUUUAAUACAAGCAGCAUAUGCAUUUCAUAAUUUAGAUAAACAUUCUAUAACAAUGGUUAGAAAUUUAACUAAAGUUGUAUCAGAAAUGAGUGAAUCAGUAAUAUUUUUAUUUUUAGGUAUUGAAGUUGUAUCUAUUAAAUUAGUAUGGCAUACAGGUUAUAUAUUAUGGGGUUUAAUAUGGUGCUUAAUAGCACGUGCUAUUGUUGUCUUUUUAAUUACUGCUAUUGUUAAUUAUACAUCAUUAUCUAAUACACAAAUUACAUUUACACAACAAAUUGUAUUAAUUUAUGGGGGUUUACGUGGUGCAGUUGCAUUCUCAUUAUCUGUAUUAAUUUUACCAAAUAAACUUGGUGUAAAUGGUAUAUAUAAUAGAGAACUUAUUAUUACAACAACAUUAUUUAUUAUAUUAUUUACUGUUGGUUUUAUGGGUAUUACAAUGAAACCAUUAGUGAAAUUAUUACGUAUACGUAUGGAAAAUAAACAAAUGUUAAGUUUAUUUGAUUCAUUAAAUGAUAGUAUUAUUGAUGAAACAUUAGCUGGUAUUGAAUGUCUUAUUGGUACUAUAGGACGUAAUGCUAUAAGGGAUUUAAUACAACGUUUUAAUGAACAAUAUUUACGUAAAUUAUUACAACGUGAUACAGAUGUAUAUAAUCAAAAAAUGUUAAAAAUUUAUGAAAAAAUUGCAUUAAAAAUGCAUCAUGCUACUAUGCGUCCUAGUAAAACUGAAUUAAUAUUAAAAGAUUUACCAGAAACAUUAAAAAAUCGAUUUAUUACAUCACAUUUAUCAACAUUAUCAAUACCUGGUUUAAUGAAUGGAAAUUUAUCAAUGUUAAAUUUAUCGAAUAUAAAUAAAUUAGAUUUAAGUAAACAAUCAAUAAAAGAUGUUGAAUCAAAUGGUACUACUAUUAAUAAUAAUAAUAAUAAUGUAACACGUAGACGUUUAUCUACAUUAACAAAUGAUAUGAAUAUAACACCAGAUGUUAAACAAGCAUUACGUUAUUCACGUAGACCAAGUAUAGCACCAAAAGAGAAAAGACAAUUAGAUUUUGAUGAAGCAUUAUUAGAUGUCAUGAAAUCACGCAGUCUUGCUUUAAAACAUUUAAAACGAUCAACUAUUGAUUCAGAUAUUAAUAAUCAUUUAAAUGGAACACAUAAUAAAGCUUAUUUAACUGAAGAUGAUGAAGAAAUUGACGAAAACCAUAAUGAAAUACAAGAGGAUGAUGAUAUCGGCAAAUUGAAAGCACUUAUUAAAGCUGAACAAAAUAAACAAAUUAAUGAUAAUGAUGAUUUAAAGAUGAAAUCAAAACAUGAUAAUGAUCAGGAGAAGGAGAACGAGACGAAGAAAGAAGAGGAGGAAGACACCAGUACAACGAAAUCAGUUAAAUUCAUUGUUGAUGGUAAUGAUCAUCUAAGUGAAAAUAUGCAUCGUUUAUAA